CCUGCGAGGUUGCUAGUCAGCUAGGUGCACUCCAACCAACCACAUCAUUCGAAUUGUCAGCCCCUCGAAGAAUCCUCCUCUUGAAAUAUGUAAUUGCCAAUUCAUGCAAUCCGAUUCAUUCCGUGAGAGAAAUCGACGUACCGAGGGCGAUGCUGAGGUCCAGGACGAGGUUUCGUCGGAGCAUCUAGCGCAGUUGUCAGUCCACGAAAAGCUCUGGUACCGGGAGGCUCAGGCUCCUCUGGCCCGGUCGAGUGCGAAAAGCGAGCCAUUGAGUCGAAGGAAACAUACACCGGUGAUGGGUCGGACGGCCAUUGUGACUAGUUUACUUUUGCGAAGCUGUUCGGGCGAAGGAGCGAGGCUUUCGAGAGAGUAUAGAGGUGCUGGGGAGUUUCGAUGUGGUCAAGCAGGUCCAAGUUGAUUCCGAAGAUGGGCUGAUGUUAAUCGCGCUAGCACCCGAGUCACGUGUACGCUUAUCGUCCGGCGUUCCGGUUGAACAACGGCGAAUUAUGCGGAAAAGAAUCUCGCCCAUUGAAACGACCUUCAGUUGGAAGAUACAUAGAGAGUGGUCGGUUUGCAGAGCCCGACAACAUCUGCAACCAUGAGUCUCCGAUUUGCCGCGCGGCGGCUGGCAGUAUCAGGUACGGCAACGCUCAGCCCGCCUUCUUUGCAACUCAAUUGGCCCAGAAGCUACAGGGACUAAUCAAGUGCUUUUCUCUAUAGCAAGGACCGCACACCCUGUAUCUAGUACACCAGCUCCUGUUUUCUCUGCUGCUGUCGGACCCUCAGUACAACGACGGCAUAAAUGGGCUUCCAAUCUCUUCAAAGGAUGGGGCAAACCCCGGAAUAAAGACGCUGGAGCUUCACCCGCACAGGACCCUACAUCUCUGCUCGAUGACCCCAAGAGCCGUGAAGAAUAUCUACAGAAGAGCAUGUACAGUGGUGUGGAGGACAACAUUUUCCAGGACGAGAUCGAAAAAGUCAGUACCGACACCACCCCGGGUGCCCCCGAGAUCGAGCAAAAGACGAAAGAGAACAUGGCCAUGGUUGUGGACCCCGAUCCUCGAAGUCGAGUGCGUUGGCAGCGCAAGAAGGUUAUUCAGAUGGUUCGCCGCAACGGCCGUCUGACAAGAGACGAGCGCAUUCAGAUGUCAGAGCGCCAACUUCUGCACAAGAGCGAGUUCAUGCCCACAAGUGUCAAGAAACUCGUAAUGCUGGCCCGUCAAAUCGCAGGAAAGAGCGUCGAAGACGCCAUUGUGCAGAUGAAGUGGUCCAAGAAGAAGAUGGCAGCCGAAAUCGGAUAUUACCUUGAGGAGGCUCGAGAUUUGGCUAUUGCACAGCGUGGUAUGGGACUCGGAAAAGUCAACAAUGAGAUUUUGAAAACUCCCAAGAAGAUCCAAACAGUCGAUGGCAAAUGGAUUGAGAUUGAGGACCCUACGCGAAUGUAUAUCGCUCAAUCGUGGGUUGGGAGGGGUCCCUGGCGUGGGAAGAGAAUCGACUACAAGGGUCGUGGACGCAUGGGCAUCAUCAGACAUCCCAGCACAAGUCUAACGGUGUUACUCAAGGAAGAGAAGACAAGAAUACGAGAGUACGAGGAGCGUGUGGAAAAGAAGAAUAAGAAGGGACCCUGGGUGCAUCUCCCCAACCGACCAGUAUAUGGACAGAGGCCAUAUUACUCGUGGUGAAACCACGACUGCCAUCCGAAAAUGGAGUUAAAAAGAAGAGACGGAGUCUUCAAGCGUCACCAGAGGCCACCAUGUAAUUUCUCAUAGAAACUUGUAAGAUAUGUACAGUGAAUGGGAUGUACACUUGACUGAGAUUGACGUUUACACUCCAGUGCUAACUCGAUAUACUUUGCUGUGGUAUAUUGGCUCUGGCCUUAUGUUCAUAAAAUAAUCGUCUGACGUCGAGUUGGUUCAAAUCUUGUUGCCACUCAUGAUUAACAAAUCCAUCAACGUCCGCCCUUCGCUGGUAAA
This is a messenger RNA of Fusarium odoratissimum NRRL 54006, 1973 nucleotides long. RefSeq lists its product as uncharacterized. The coding region runs from base 930 to 1682 and encodes 250 amino acids. The transcript is spliced from 2 exons. The record is from RefSeq and is a predicted model, not a curated record. Gene Ontology annotation, molecular function: structural constituent of ribosome. Gene Ontology annotation, cellular component: ribosome; mitochondrial large ribosomal subunit. Gene Ontology annotation, biological process: ribosome assembly; translation. NCBI's taxonomy places the organism in Eukaryota, Fungi, Ascomycota, Sordariomycetes, Hypocreales, Nectriaceae.